UGUUAGUUCACGAUGACGUCUGUACAUCAAGUCCUCGCCUUCGAUGUCUACGGCACCCUUCUCGACACAAGCAGCAUCAGUAAGGUGUUAGAGGAGAAGCUUCAGGUUUCACGCGAGAAGGCGGCGGAGGUGGCAAUAACUUGGAGAAAGCAUCAGCUCGAGUAUACAUGGCGAUUGAACUCGAUGGAGCUCUACGAGCCUUUUGACGAAGUAACUCGUCGAAGCCUCAUCAACGCCACCAUUGAACAUGGAUUCGAUAUUUCGAAUAGCGAUGCCGAAGAUAUAUGUGGCGCAUAUCAGACGCUCGGCGCAUUCAAAGACGCCUUCGAUGCACUGCAGGCGCUGAAAGAGAAAAAUAAUAUAAAGAUUACCGUGUUCAGUAACGGAACGCAGGACAUGGUUUCGAAUUCUCUCGACGCCGCUGGUGUUUCUCCUUUCGUGGAAGGCCAACAUCUUACCGACAACGUCAAGAGAUAUAAACCAUCACCUGCUGUAUACCAAGACUUGCUGCAAUCAUUGGGGAAAACGAAUGAGCCACAGAAUGUGUGGCUUGUGAGCGGGAAUCCCUUUGACGUCUGCGGUGCUCGGUCAUCAGGAAUGCGUGCCAUUUGGGUUGACCGAGUAGGUAAAGGUUGGGCGGACAGACUCCUGGAGCCGAAUGUAGGUGGACCAACAAAGAUUGUGAGGAGUCUGAGGGAGGUGAAGGCCAUCGUGGAUGAGAUUGCUUAGUAAUGUCGAAGGGUAACCGGAGUAAUUUUAGCCUCCGCCGACUGUACUUACGGUGCUUUGUUUGGAGCGACCAGUUCGCUCGAGUCGAUGUAGGCUCGUAAUUGCUGAAAGAUAGAAAUGAGAGUUAACGUUCGA
Molecule: messenger RNA, 864 nt
Organism: Stereum hirsutum FP-91666 SS1
Lineage: Eukaryota; Fungi; Basidiomycota; Agaricomycetes; Russulales; Stereaceae
Product: haloacid dehalogenase
Exons: 7
Coding region: 13-729 (238 amino acids)
Molecular function (GO): hydrolase activity, acting on halide bonds, in C-halide compounds
Source: RefSeq, a predicted model, not a curated record